GUCUCACGGUACCGUAAUGUCAUAUAUCGAUAAUAAUAUCGAUAUAUGACCGCUUCAAGUCAAACACACCUUUUUUAUUAUUAUUAUUUAUUAUUUGUAUUUUUUUAACUUUUAUUUUGAAACGUGUUACUUCCGUGUUGUGAUUCGUAUAAAUGCUAACAUGUCUAACAGAUGUCUUGUGUUCUGUGUUUUACUAGCAGGAUUUUGCUUAAUUUCAUGGAAACACUCGUUGAUUGGUGUUAACGAUGCGCUGAAGUUGGCAGGACGUGGGUUCAUAUUCCUGGGCAUUUGCACAUGGCUGACUUGCGUGUUGCAGAGGCUGAAAUAUUUCUUCUUUCCAGUGCAUCAAGAGCUCCCAGACAGCCCCCUGCAUGAAUCUAACAGACAGAGAGAAGAGCAAGUUAGAAGAGUUCAACAACAUCAACACAAUGACAAGAUAUCUGACUAUGCCGAAAGUGUGAUAAAGCCGAGGCAGGCCUCGUUACUACAGCAAAGAAUGGAAAAAUACUAUCGAAUCAAAGGAGAGACUUGGAAACUGAGCCAGGGUUUUCCUGUUGGGGAAGAGGACCAGAUGUGUGGUGAUGCUGAUGUAGAUGAGAAUCCUAAUCAGGGAGCCAGAAGGAGACGCAAGCCUCUUCAGACUGUUACCCAAGAUCCUGACCAACAGGAAGUGCCCAAGCAGAAGGAGGUCAAAAAGGUCAUAGUUUUGCCUGAUGAGCCAUCAGCAGAUACUGAGGGGGUUGUAAAACUAGCUCUAAGAUGUCCAAGUGGAAGAACGAUCUACAGGAGAUUCCUUAAAACCCAGAGUUCUCUGCUGCUUCUUCACUGGAUGAUGAAGGCAGGAUACCGUCCUUCUCUCUACACACUGUGUACAUCCUACCCCAGGACAGAGCUGAUCACCGCUGCAGACCUGAGCCUGGAGGAGGCUGGCAUUCUCACCAACAUAGUGCUUAAUGUGGAGGAAAAAGAGCUGUACAUUACCUAAGAGCACUUAUGUUUCUGAAGGGCUUUUAUUGGACUGAAUGGAGCUGGUUAUAGAUAUCAAUAUCAAUGCACCAGUUGACAGGACUUUAUGUGGCAUAAUUGGGAUACAUUUAAGUUCAAAUGCUUUUCAUAUGCUUUUCAAGACUUGAGAAUCAACCUUUUCAAUGUUUAAAAAUGAAAGACAGUACACUAGUGUUGGGGGUUUAAUUUAGGGGUUGGUUUAGGGUUAUUGCAUGUAAUUAUGCAUAAUUCUAUAGUAAUAACAUGUAACAAGGACACCUUAAAAUAAAGUGUUACCCAAAAUAAGUAGAAUCUCUUACUGAGGAAAAAAUGUGAGGUUAAAUUACAGUUACCUAUGAAAAUGUUAAUGAGGGGGUUACAUUUGAAUAUUUAUUCACAAACUUGCAGAUAAAGAUUUAAUUGAUUUCUAUCCCAAUCUGUAUUGACUGCUCUAAAAUAUGAGGCACCAAUGUUUAAGGAAUUAAGGGCACAGGAUAGAACACAUGCCAAUUGGGAAGAAUUGUCAAAAGUAAAAAAAAAAAGAUUUACUGACCAAACUAAAUUUAUUUAGUAAUUUUGAUUUUGAUGGCUGCAACGCACUCAAUAAAGUUGAGUAAGAGGUGUGUUUAACACUCACAUGAGCGUUCCUUUUAACUAUUGUUUGGGAAUUAAGGAUACUAAAUGUUCAUUUUGCAAGCAAGAUCUCUGUCCAAUCUUGCUUAAAACAAGACUUUAGAAGCUUAGCAGUUUGUGAUUAUCAUCGUCUGAUUCUCCUUUUCAUGACUGGUCAUUCAAAUUUUCAAUACCAAUCACUGUUAUUUCUAUAGCACUUUUAACAAUGCAGAUUGUGUCAAAGCGCUGAUGACGAUAUUGACGAUAAUCACUAGAAAUUAAGUGUUCCCAACUAAGCAACCUAAGCAUAGGUGUAGCAAAGGUCAAAAAUUAGCUGCAGCUUGAAAACAAACCACACCAUACUGGUUUCUUCUGGUCCCCAAUGCAGUUUUGGUUCCUUGCCACUGUCGCCUUUUAACUUAGUUGGGGACACUUAGUAUCUUAGCAUCAUCACCUUGAUUGUACCGACACUAAUGGGCGGGACCUGAACUGAGGUAAACUAGACAAUGACAUCACUGUUCUACAUAGGUGCUUUUUAGUUUUUUAUUAUAAUUACACAUACAUUUUGGACUGUCUGUGAACAAAGAACCUCACAAAGAAGAACAAAAGUCAGAAUACUAAUUUACCAGAAGACUGGGUUUACUAGUCAAACCUUAAUCAGUCAAAUUAUGAUACAAAAAUGUAAACAAUGUCAUGUCUACUAAUGUCCUGUUUCAACUUCAAUAUAGACAACUUCAAAGAAAAGCACAAAUACUGUGUAGUUUGCGAUUAAAAGUAGUUUAUUAGUUCAAAUACAGCAAAGAAGAGGCUAUCACUUUUUGACAAAUACACUGAAAACAGGUAACACAAAAGUAAAUAAAAUAGUAAGAUUAGACAAAGAGGGACAGUCAGAUAAAGUCCAUAUACACUUGUGUACACUCCCAGAAUGGAAGAGGCACGUCCUUCGGUUUCAACAUUCCUUUCCAAUAGGACUUUUUUUUGGUGAAUAUAAGGAAAGGAUGUCAGCUUGUGCACUUGUAUAAAAUGUUACCAUUUUUCACAUGCCUGGCAUUGCCAACUUAAAGGACUUUUCCUAUCCAGUGAUACUGUGAGAGAGAAAGCUAGCCACAUCUGCUUUUUUUUUUUUUUUUUUUUUUUUUUUUUUUUUUU
Molecule: messenger RNA, 2745 nt
Organism: Puntigrus tetrazona (Sumatra barb)
Lineage: Eukaryota; Metazoa; Chordata; Actinopteri; Cypriniformes; Cyprinidae
Gene: ubxn8
Product: UBX domain protein 8
Exons: 8
Coding region: 161-985 (274 amino acids)
Biological process (GO): DNA repair; DNA recombination
Cellular component (GO): endoplasmic reticulum; Holliday junction helicase complex; nucleus
Molecular function (GO): ubiquitin binding; four-way junction helicase activity; ATP binding
Source: RefSeq, a predicted model, not a curated record